This is a messenger RNA of Schistosoma curassoni, 786 nucleotides long. The record is from the annotation of a GenBank genome assembly. NCBI's taxonomy places the organism in Eukaryota, Metazoa, Platyhelminthes, Trematoda, Strigeidida, Schistosomatidae.
AUGUUUAAUUAUCCUGUCUACAUUCGGAAUCGUUUAUAUCAUUAUGGUUUUGAUAUUAGUACUACUACUACUACUACUACUACUACUACUACUACUACUACUACUACUAAUAAUAAUAAUAAUAAUAAUAAUAAUAAUAAUAGACAUUGUAAUGAAGCUUACUCGAAGGUGAAAUCAGAUUGUAAUCACGUUGAUAAGAAAUCCAGUCCUCUUGCUCACUUUCAUCCACUUAUUCUUCCGGUUAAAUUACAUCGCCAGUUAUUGCAAUCGAAAAUCAGACGAGAUGUACACGCUAAAAACAUUUGGUUUUAUUUACUUCCUACAACAACUUUUAACAACUUGCCAGAUAUUCCCGUUAUUCGUGUCUGUGAAGACCUUACCAAUGAUUUAAUUCAAGAAGCAGUUGAUGAACUAUAUCAGACUAUUGAUCGUGCAGCUUCUGAAUUAGUCGAUGAAUUAAUUAAAGCGGAACUUUUUCCAGAAGCACCUGAUAUAACCUUAUCAUUUGAUAAGUGUGAUGAUGAUCCACAUGGUUUGUCUACUCCUGCAUUGUUUCAUCAAUCAGAUUUAAUAGCCCAUGAGUUCGAUGCUCCGGUUGUGUAUAGAAACUGUAGUGAAAACCAAACGACCUCUAAUGUUACAUCGAUACUUGAAAUUGAACAUGAACCUAGUAUUUCUAAUGACGAAUCAGUAAAUAGAAUGUCAAAUCCUGAACAUACUUGUAAUAUUAGUGAAGAUAUCAGCGAAAAAUAUACUUCAGAAUUCGAAGAUGAUACUGUUUCUUAA